AUGCAUGGCCUUUCAUCCAGCACAUCACAGCUUCGUGGCAGGAUGGCCCACCGCGGUCGCCGUGGCAGGACACACUGGUCACCGCCCGCAGACGGUGAUACAACAUCUUCAGAAUCCGAUGCCGCAAAAGACGCAGUCGAUGGCCUCAGCAAUGGUGUCAAGCACGUGACAGUCAACACCAAAGAAGACGUCAAUGGUGCCACCUCAGACACCAGGGCUGGCGCAGACGAAGACGGAGGCCAGUACAAGCCUGGCAUGAAGAGCGGCCUCAAAGAGCUGUACUCGGGCAAAGAAGACAAGAAGGGCCGCUACCAAUGGCAAGACAAGAUCCCCGAGGACAUUGGCAAGGCAGUAGAGAACGGACGAAACCGCCAAGUGGGCUCUUCUGUCUACAAUGAUCCUCGACGCGUGCUGUCGAUACAUUCCAUUGUGGUGCAGAGCCCGCUUCUGAAGAAGCUUUUGGUCACAGUCCUCAAGAAUUACCCUGGUGUUACUGUCGGGUUGAAUCGACUCGAAUUCUCAGGAAAAUUUGAGCCGCUAAUCCACCGCUGGUCCGAGUUGCAACAGGCUAUUGCAAGUCUGGGCGACGACACAGAGGACAAGCGGACCACCAAGGAGCAUGCCGCUUUGCUUCAACAUGUGCUCAUCAAGGAGUUCAAGACCAUGAUCGACACUUCGCAAGAUAUGAAAAGCAAGCGCGUCAUGACCUAUGAGCACCUGUGGACCCUCUUCCAGCCAGGCGCUACUGUAUUCUCCCGCCAAGAUGGUCAAGAGACUGCCAUGACACUUGUCAAGACCAUGUACGGCCAAGAUGCCAAUGGCCUGCCUUGCUUCUGGCUCACAUGUAAAUACGUCGACUGGGACGGUGCCAAAUGGGGUACUCAAAAGUUGACACUCUCCAUUGGUCAGUACUCAGGUACCCGUCCCAUCAGCUCGCUACGUGUGUAUCCGAUCGAUUACCAUCAUGAGGCAGAGGCCCUCCGCGAGCGCCUCAUCGGACGCGGGGCAAAAGCUGAGGGUCUCGCCGGUCCAAAUUACCGGGCUUAUCAAGGUGUGGCCUGGCGUCGAGGUGCUUUUGGAUCCAAGGACAAGUAUAACGUCAAAGGCCGCAUCAUCAUCGACACUUAUGGCUGGAACCGCUUCGAUCCAUCUCAUUCGGUCUUUGUCACCCCUCUUAAUCAGAAGGAGACGCCGCGUUCUCCUGUACGCGACUGGGAUGACGGGGCGGAUGAGGAUGAGGAGGAUGAAGUCGAGGACGAUUACGAAGAAGACGACAGCGGGAUGCCACUUGACGGUGCAUUCACCGACGAAGAUGACGCAGCCAAGCAGAUUCCAUUGACGACCGAGCAGAAGCUCAUCUGUACGCCUUUGCUCCGCGGAUACAGCUUGAAGAACAAGCUCUGGCUUAACUUCUUCGUCAACUGUGUCAAGGACAUCGAUUGGCAGAAAGAUGCAUUCGAUCGACUGGUUCUACCCAAGAAUCAGAAGGAGCUAAUAUUAGGCUUCACCGAGUCACAGCGCAAGUAUCGUGAGUCUUUUGACGACGUUAUUGAAGGCAAAGGUCGAGGCAUGAUCAUCCUCCUUUGUGGGCCUCCUGGUGUCGGCAAGACGCUGACUGCCGAGUCUAUGGCAGAGGAAAUGAAGAUUCCACUGUACAGUGAUCUCGGCUUUGACCCGUCCAACGUCGAAACGAAACUCGAAGAUAUCCUCGAAAUGUGCAGUCGCUGGAACGCCAUUCUCUUGCUUGACGAAGCCGACGUCUUCCUCGAGCAGCGUUCCCUCCACGAACUCGAGCGCAACAAACUUGUCUCCAUCUUCCUGCGUGUCCUGGAGUACUAUGAAGGCACAAUGUUCCUCACCACGAACCGUGUGCAGACAUUCGACCCGGCGUUCCAAUCUCGCAUCCACAUCUCGCUCGAUUACCAGGAACUCAGCAUCGAGUCUCGAAAGACGGUUUGGUCCAACUUUUUGGAUAAUAGCGCGCAGGAACACACAAUUACCGCGGCGCAGCUCAAAGAGUUGGCGCGCAUGAACGUCAAUGGCCGGCAGAUCAAGAACAUUCUGAAGAUUGCCAGGCUUUUGGCCAGUCGCAAGAACGAGAGCUUGAGCUAUGAGCAUAUUGUCACGACGUUGGAUGUUACACAGCAUCUGCAUAACGAGACACAGGCUACAAAGCAUACCCAGGGCAGCCUGUAUGGCUAG
Parastagonospora nodorum SN15 is the source of this 2202-nucleotide messenger RNA. RefSeq lists its product as hypothetical. The transcript has 4 exons. The coding region runs from base 1 to 2202 and encodes 733 amino acids. Lineage: Eukaryota; Fungi; Ascomycota; Dothideomycetes; Pleosporales; Phaeosphaeriaceae. The record is from RefSeq and is a predicted model, not a curated record. Gene Ontology annotation, molecular function: ATP binding; ATP hydrolysis activity.